Hirsutella rhossiliensis is the source of this 894-nucleotide messenger RNA. RefSeq lists its product as uncharacterized. The record is from RefSeq and is a predicted model, not a curated record. Gene Ontology annotation, biological process: lipid metabolic process. The transcript has 4 exons. The coding region runs from base 1 to 894 and encodes 297 amino acids. Lineage: Eukaryota; Fungi; Ascomycota; Sordariomycetes; Hypocreales; Ophiocordycipitaceae. Gene Ontology annotation, molecular function: phosphoric diester hydrolase activity.
AUGGCCGAGUCAGACUACUUGUUGACAUUCGUACCAUGCAAAUGCUUCCUGUCUCCAUUGAUUAAGGUCGCCACUGACAAAAAGGCCGAGUCGGAGGAGAAGCCCGGCCCAGAGAUCCCGGCCGGCAGCACCUUAAGCGCCGAGGUGCCCACCGCCGGUAACAAGCAGCCACCUACCAAGUCGGAACAGGCCGAGGAGCUGUCUUGCAACAACUACGUCGAGUUCUGCUCGCGCAAGUACAGCAACAUCACUUCCGUGGGCACCCACAGUGCUGCCUUUACCACGCCCAGCAACCCAUUCUCCAACCAGAACUUGGACGUCACGACGGCACUCAACGAUGGCGCCAACUUGGUUCAGUUUCAAAUACACAUGAAAGACGGCGCCCCCGAGCUCUGCCACAACGAGAACACCCGCGCCAUCAUUUUCCUCGUCUCGGCGGCCGACCGGGAAAAGGACCCGUGGCUGCUUUCCGAGUUUGACUUCUUCUGGGAGACGCCCUUUAGCCCCACGGACUCGGGCUUCCCCUGCACGGUGCAGCGCCCAGCCAGCUUGACCUCUGACGAUGCUCGGGGUCGGCCGUAUAUCCUAAACACCAGCCUAAAUAGAGAAGGAAAGAUCAUCAUUCCCGACAAGGACAAUAUACAGCGGACCAAUACAGAGAGCGGCGACGGCAGCUUAGGCCUGGCGGCCGACAAGUGUCGCAACGACUGGGGCCACUAUCCAAAGAGUUUCCUCGUUGACUUCUAUGAAGAGGGGGCCGGAUCUGUCUUUAAGGCGGCGGCCAAGAUCAACAACGUCGAGUAUAAGCUCGACUGCUGCGGCAAGAAUCGUUGGCUUCAGUUGUCCAUAGGGUGUUUAACCCGGUUUCGAUUAUGGGGGGGAGUUGGAGUAUAA